CAUAAAAUUUUGUGUUCGGUCCACUGUGAAUUGUCGAGAAAAACUUUCACGUUUCAAAUUUUUCCCUUUCGCGAAUCUAAUCUCGAGUAUCGUUCGUUAUCGAUGCUGAUUGCCUGUAAUUUUUGCUUGAUUGUUCGAUAAGCAAAUAUCGGAUUCGCAGGAAAGUUAUCGCUGAUCGGGUGAAUUUAGAGACAAAAACAUGACAUCACAUCAUUCACUUUCGCAUUUGCAAGAUCGAUGAUGAUGUUGAUGAUUGAUUGUUGCAUGUGCAUGAAAGAGGAGUACUGACGAUUACGGCGGGCGGGUGAAUGAUUGGAACGGUACCCCCGAAACAGAAAGUUAUUGUUUACACAAACCGUGCCACGAAAUAUCAAAAAACAGUAGAAAAUUAUUGGUGUUUAAGCAGCUGGCGUGUGAGAUUAAUCUGUGACGUGGUGGUUCUACCUUCGCGAAACGCAACGAUGACUAGUGUCCCUGGCAGGAACCAGAAUGUCGAUUGGUCAAGAUAUGGCUUAGGGAGCGAUGAUUCAUCCCCUACGGACAGAUCGCGGAUUAGGGGAGGAGGUGGAGGCACAGGAGGUUUUGUAGACUUGGGGAAUGAGUACGAUUAUGGAGCUGGAGGACACCAUGCUUCCGGACGGGAUGAAAUCUUUGCUGAAGAUCAAGGAGACAAGCCUUGGUGGAGGAGUAACUUUUUCAUAUCGCAGCCGGUGCUUUUCGGAACUUGGGAUGGAGUGUUUACGUCCUGUCUCAUUAAUAUCUUUGGAGUUAUUGUUUUCCUUCGGUCUGGAUGGAUCGUAGCGGAGGCAGGAAUAGUUCACGCAGUCCUGAUCAUUUUCUGUGCCGUAUCAAUAGCGCUGGUUUCAGUUCUAUCUGCUGUUGGAAUCUGCGAGAGAUGUCGGGUAGAGAGCGGCGGGGUGUAUUUUUUGAUAGCACACACCUUGGGAUCCCGUUUUGGUGGAUCGCUUGGUUUAAUGUAUUGUUUCGGGCAAGCUGUGGGUUGCGCUCUUAAUGUACUGGGUUUCGGCGAGUCCAUGGCCGGUUUAGUGGGGUUUGAAGGUAACAAAUGGGCUAUUCGUUUGUUUGCUAUAGCUGCCGUGCUACUGUUGGGUGUUAUCAACGUGGCCGGAGUAAAAUGGGUAGUGAAGCUGCAAUUUGCUCUUCUGAUAAUUCUACUUAUAUCUGCGCUUAACUUUAUGGUUGGCAGUUUUACCGGAGAAGAUCCGGAACAAGGAUUCGACGGUUGGGGUCAAGGGAACAUGGCUCUAAACCUUUGGCCAGAAUAUUCAUCCGGGACAAGUUGGUUUACUGUUUUCGGUGUAUUCUUCCCCACAAUAACUGGUAUAUUGUCCGGUAUAAACAUGAGUGGAGAUCUCAGAGCACCUUCAACUGAUAUUCCUAAUGGAACUCUGGCCGCUCUCAGUACUUCCACGUUUUUGUACAUGGUUUUCAUUUUGUUCCUGGGAGGAACAUGCCAGCGACAUGUGCUGCUGACCAAUUUUAUGAUAGCCGUUAAAGUAUCUGCUAUCCCGUUUCUGCUAUUGGCCGGAAUUUAUGUAUCAAGUAUGUCCUCCUGUUUAGGAGCCAUGUAUGGAACACCUCGCGUCCUCCAAAGUAUCGCGAACGAAAAUGUGAUUCCAGGAAUUGGGAGUUUAGGCAAAGGCCGAGGUCCGAACAAAGUACCUCUUUAUGCUAUGGCCGUUGUAGCAACGGUAACUACCACGUUCAUCAUCAUCGGUGACAUCAACACGCUGGCACCGAUCGUAACCAUGCCGUUCCUCUUGACAUAUGCAUGUAUUGAUUAUUCCUAUUUUGCCCUGGCGCAAACCUUCGAUAUACAAAAUGCCCGAGAAGAGCGGUUUAGAAUACAAGCGCAAAGUCCGCUGUAUGAGACUAGAAACUACGGAACGAGCAGUGCGGACUACCACGACAAUAACGAUCUGGAUCAGCUGUUCCCGGAACGAACCAGACACAAAAAUCUUUCGAGUCCCGCCAACUCACCUCACCAUGUGCCUUCAACGCCAGCAACCGUUAACUACGGUAGCAAUCGUCCUGCCACAACAAAUGGUGCCGCCACAAUCGGCACUGGAACCUACCAGAACGGAGGAAUGUCCAAUAGUACCUCGAUCAACAGUGAAGUGAUUUUCAGGGAUGGUACAACGGCCAACAGCAACUCCCUCGAUGAAGCAGACGAUGAACCGAUCGCACCGAUUCGACCGCCAAUCCAUUCCAAGACCAAGAACUGGUACUCAGGGUUCUGCAACCGGUGGGCGUCACUGAUGGGGGCUGGCAUUAAAAUUUUUGUGAUGCUACUGAUCAACUGGCUGUUUGCGCUCAUUUGCGUUGGAACAGUUUUCGUUGUGUGGUUCUACGUGGGCACAGCUAAUCCUGCAGUGAAGCCAGGUUUGGCGCACGAGUUUCGAUUUUUCGUUUGGUUGAAAAAUGUCGUUUUCAGAUGUUUUGGAAAACGAGUAAAUGAUUAUGAACAGGUCGUUGUAACACCUUCCUGUCCAAAUGUGCCUCUGACGUCUGCUCAACUCAAUGAGGAAAAUGAAGAUUUCGCUUCCCGACGAAGAUAUCACCAGUCUGCGGUUGUUCAGGGGCACUACGUUGAUGAGGUGUGAAAGCCGGUUGCCAGACAGGAAUCGUCAUGGAACUCCUAUUUUCUUACUGAACGGACUAAAACUGCUGUAGUCAGCUCAAUGGAACACAUUUUUGUGAUCAUCUGUGGUAGAUAGAAACAAUAGAAGCAAACAAUGCAUUCGUACUCACUUAUCAAAUGCCACAUAUUUACGGAGAGACCACCAAAGCGAACUGAUAGUCUGAGGAAAGGGGUCAAACAUCUUUUGAAAGUUAUUAUUACUACUAUUGAAUUACUAACUACCAAACUGUAAGGAAAAUCAAGUGUCCAAGACCGGAACUAAAGUUUACAUUUAUUGGAACCUACGCGCAAUCUUUGAGCAAUAAGUGUGAGAUAUAAGAAAAACCGUCGCUUUUAUUGGUUUUUUUUUUCAUUUUGUGUAUAUACUAAGUUCUAAAAAAAGUGAUUAGUUUACGAUAAAACUUAUUUAGUUUAUUUAUGAAGAUGCCGAUUUAUUUAUAUUCACUUCACACGUACUAAAUCUGUAGUAAGACCAGUUUAAACCAACAAAAAAAACGAGAGACUUGUUCUACGAACUUUCUCUAGCGAACUAGAGGAAAACAUAUUAAUCCGAAGCAUUUGUGGACACUACUCACAACGUAUAACCUCUGAUUGUGCAUAGUAUAGCAGCUAAUAUGUACUACCUACCUAUACUUGAAAUUUAUAGAACAGAAACUAAAAACGCCACUAGCAUUUAUAACUGAAUAAUUUUACUCAAUCUGUUUGCUUAUUUUAUGUUUGAUAGUUUCCUAUUAAAGUGUAUGUCUAAGCUCGAUCCUUUCCAUUCCUGUUUCGCGUUUUAAUUUUGUCAUUGUACAAAAGUUAAAAUAAAUAAAUAAAUAAAAAAACAAUUGAAAUCAAGUUUCGCUUUUAAAUAUUAAAACUUGAAAUCAGGCGUGUAGACUGUAGAGAUAUUUCAGAUAAGUCGUCAUCAAUUUAGGUUGAUUCUGAACAAAGGGAUCAUUCAAUAGCAAUACACUAUUUUUCCAAACCUUUCUCCACCCAUUUAACUCACUCAAUGCUACAGAGUUUUUUUUUUAUUUUUACAGUUUAUAAUUGCUCGAUUCGAUAAUGGAGGGUUGAAAGCAUUCGAUUGUUAUGAUAAUAUUUUUGUUACAACGAUGAAAGCCGUUGAUUGAUGGUUGUUUUCUAAAACAUUUUCCUGACUGCCAAUAUUGCAAUCCAGUUCUGUGUGAACCGUGCCGACGAUCACACACAAUGGUGCUAGCAUUACGAUCAUUGGUUUUCUGUAUCUGCACGAUACAGGUCACCUUUGCAAUAAUUAUUGUUCUUGAUUCUUCGCAGCAGCUCAACCGGAUACGGCGAGAUGUAUCUGCCAAUACUACUGAAAAGAAAGGAUAUCAAGUCCUAACUAAUGUUCACCAAGAAUGCUCGACGAAGUUUGGUUUACCCGAUAUAACAG
Molecule: messenger RNA, 4064 nt
Organism: Uranotaenia lowii
Lineage: Eukaryota; Metazoa; Arthropoda; Insecta; Diptera; Culicidae
Product: solute carrier family 12 member 8
Exons: 5
Coding region: 309-2624 (771 amino acids)
Biological process (GO): cell volume homeostasis; chloride ion homeostasis; potassium ion homeostasis
Cellular component (GO): membrane
Molecular function (GO): potassium:chloride symporter activity
Source: RefSeq, a predicted model, not a curated record